AUGGAGUUUCUGGUAGAUCAAGUUACAAGUGAAGUUGGAUACAAAAUGUUAAUAGAUGAUAUUUUUAUUAAUCAUUCUUUUAACAAAGAACAUUUUUUUGAAUUAAGAAAGAAAAAAGAUGCUUCUUUUGAAAGAAAAGAUGGUAAGUUAGCAGAACAGUCGAGUAGUGCUGGUCAAAGUGCUAUGAUAGACAAUAUUAUUACAGACCUUCAGGAAAUGGAAAUUAGUGGAAAGGAUAAUGUCGCUCCUUGGCAAGAAAUACUCAAUAGACGAGAACCUAUUACAAGGGCAGAAUUUCAUCGGGUUUGA
This is a messenger RNA of Rhizophagus irregularis DAOM 181602=DAOM 197198, 309 nucleotides long. Lineage: Eukaryota; Fungi; Glomeromycota; Glomeromycetes; Glomerales; Glomeraceae. The record is from RefSeq and is a predicted model, not a curated record.